UACUUUUUCUCUCGCCGCUGGGUCAUGCCUUGUGGUACAGUUUUGAUGGGAUCCUAAAGGUUGAGACUUUCAUGUGGUACGUUGGUAUUUAGAUUCUAUGAUGUGAUAGAAAAAAUGGGUUUUGGAUUUUAUAGUUAUAUUUUUCUACCCAUUUGACUUAUGUGACCAGUCUGUUCAGGGCAUUGUGGACCCAAGUGGAGUUUUUUGUUUUUGUUUUGUUUAGUUUGGUGUAAGAAUUUUUGGGUUGUGUUCAAUUUGUGCUAUAAUGCUGAAAUCACUAAAAAGCUUGAGCAUUAGAGAAGAAACACACGAAGAUUUGGUUUUGCAUCUGCCAUGUUAAUUACUGGGAGUAGUGUAAGGCCGUCUAGCAAUCACCUCUUCCAAAUUCUGCAGAAACGGUGUCCUUGUGCCUUGGAAACAAUGCAAAAUUACUCUGAGGCAUACAUGAGUUGCCUCUGGAGCAAGACAGUACCAUACAAGCUGCAAUAUAAUAGGAAAUUUGUGGAAGGUUCCCCUCAGGCUAAUGAUGAAAUCAGUAGGCACUCAGGAGUUGGUUUCACAGAACCUGACAGGUCAUUCCACGCCCCGCUCUUUGUGCCUCCUAAUGAAGGUUAUUAUAGACCAAUUCACCUACAAGACUUUUAUGUUUGGUCUGCUUUUCAUGCCAACGCUCAAAUGGCACAAAAGAACCCGUUUUAUGCGCUUGAAAGCCAUUUUUAUCCCAUGAAUCACGAGCACAAUUUUCCUAUGUAUGAUCGACUUGAACCUGUGCCCUUCAGGAUGUCAUCACAAGGUUACCAACCAGGUUUUCAAUUCCAAGAGUUCCAAUAUUUCGUGGUCAUAGAUUUUGAGGCAACCUGUGACAAAGAGAAAUACCCACACCCCCAGGAGAUUAUUGAGUUCCCAUCUGUAAUAGUAAACAGUAUGACUGGCCAACUGGAAGAUUGUUUUCAAAUUUAUGUGCAGCCUACGUGCAAUCAACUUUUAAGUGAUUUCUGCAAGGAGCUUACUGGCAUUCAGCAAGCACAAGUAGACAAAGGUGUUCUUCUAAGUGAAGCUCUACUUUUGCAUGACAAGUGGCUUGAGGGGAAAGGGAUUAAACAUACCAACUUUGCUGUAGUUACAUGGUCAAAUUGGGAUUGUCAGGUAAUGUUGGAAUCUGAGUGCAGAUUAAAGAGGAUCCGCAAACCACCAUAUUUCAACAGAUGGAUCAACCUGAGGGUCCCAUUUCACAAGGUAUUUGGUGCGGUUAAAUGUAACCUAAAAGAGGCUGUUCAGCUGGCUGGCCUGGUAUGGGAAGGCCGUGCUCACUGUGGCCUAGAUGAUGCUAAGAACACCGCUCGUCUGCUUGCCAAUCUAAUGCACCGUGGACUUAGGUUUGCCAUAACUGACUCAUUGAUGUGGCAGUCUGCAAAUUUCCCGUUCUCAAUGCAGCUGGAUCAUCAAUCUGGUGUUCCUCAGCAAUCCUUCAGAAUUAAGCACCCAUCACUGCCUUUCAUCCAAGGUCACCGUUCCCAGGUUGACCCCAGCAAAGAGCGAGGUGUGUUCUGCUAUUGUGGGGUGAAAAGUAGCAAACAAAUGAUUCAAAAACCAGAGCCAAAGCAUGGAAGCUGCUUCUUUGUGUGUGGUAAUUGGACUACCACUAGAGGAGCCCAAUGUUCUUAUUUCGAAUGGGCUACCCCUGACUCAAAAUGAAAAAGGGUUGCGAUCCUUUUUCGAAGAAAAUAAAAGACAACAGGAAAUUACCAACAACAAAAAAGAAGAAAAAAGAAGAAGAAGAAGAAGGAAUUGGAUUAGAAAGGAGAUAGAUAGAUGGUCUCCUAAGGAAGUAAAUUAGCCUUGACUACUUCAAGAGAUAGCUGCUUCUUUCAGUACAUAUUUACAAGCCUUGAAAGGUGUCUCUUCUCAGUUCCUCUUAAGAAGUCUAGUAAGGAAAGUUAACUCUAACUUGUAAAGUUGACUUCUUAUUGAUUAAAAAGAAGUGGGAAAAAAUGGUAUAGCAAUUUUUUCAUUGGAGAUUGAGAAAGCUUUUACCAUGCUGGGACAUGGGGUUUGACUAUCUAAAAUAAUCCUUGAGAUACUUGCUUAAUGCUUUUGACUGAAUGGGAAUGAGCAAUCAUUGAUUGCCUGUUUUCCUCUC
Molecule: messenger RNA, 2140 nt
Organism: Quercus robur (English oak)
Lineage: Eukaryota; Viridiplantae; Streptophyta; Magnoliopsida; Fagales; Fagaceae
Exons: 4
Coding region: 334-1695 (453 amino acids)
Biological process (GO): exonucleolytic trimming to generate mature 3'-end of 5.8S rRNA from tricistronic rRNA transcript (SSU-rRNA, 5.8S rRNA, LSU-rRNA)
Molecular function (GO): nucleic acid binding; zinc ion binding; 3'-5'-RNA exonuclease activity
Source: RefSeq, a predicted model, not a curated record